Messenger RNA from Phacochoerus africanus (Common warthog), 761 nucleotides. Its product is annotated as probable hydrolase PNKD. Lineage: Eukaryota; Metazoa; Chordata; Mammalia; Artiodactyla; Suidae. The transcript has 3 exons. Bases 139 to 567 code for a protein of 142 amino acids. The record is from RefSeq and is a predicted model, not a curated record.
GUUCUCCUGGGUCCGCUCCGCAGGCUUCUGGGAAAUGUAGUUUCUGAUCUGUAGGACAGACGGAAGGAGCGGGGGAGGCCCCUUACGCAAACUACAAUUCCCGGCGGGGAGCGCGGUGAAGGGGGGUGGGAUCUGAACAUGGCGGCGGUGGUAGCUGCUACGGCGCUGAAGGGCCGGGGGGCGAGAAAUGCCCGCGUCCUCCGGGGGAUUCUCUCAGGAGCCACAGCUAACAAGGCUUCCCAGAACAGGACCCGGGCACUGCAAAGCCAGAGCUCCCCAGAGUGCAAGGAGGAGCCUGAACCCCUACCCCCUGAGCUGGAAUACAUUCCCAGAAAGAGGGGCAAGAACCCCAUGAAAGCUGUGGGACUAGCCUGGGCCAUCGGCUUCCCCUGUGGUAUCCUCCUCUUCAUCCUCACCAAGCGGGAAGUGGACAAGGACCGUUUGAAGCAGAUGAAGGCUCGGCAGAACAUGCGGGCAUCCAACACGGGCGAGUAUGAGAGUCAGAGGUUCAGGGCCUCCUCCCAUCAUGCCCCGUCUCCUGAAGCUGUGUCCGGGGUGCAGUCGUGAGGAACACUGCAACCCUCCCCUAGACUGUGGCCUCCCAACUGUCAAGUCCUUUGGCUUUGGCCAUGAUUCUGGUCCUUGCCUCUGAGGCCCACCAGAGGGCGCAUGAAGCCCAGGCUGCUGCCGGCCCUACCCUUCCCCUCCCCAGAAACCAGCCGAAGGCAAAUAAAGUUACUGAGUGUUUGAGUGGAAAGGAA